Messenger RNA from Hippopotamus amphibius kiboko, 1346 nucleotides. RefSeq names its product ADP-ribosylation factor-like protein 6-interacting protein 6. Lineage: Eukaryota; Metazoa; Chordata; Mammalia; Artiodactyla; Hippopotamidae. The transcript is spliced from 3 exons. The record is from RefSeq and is a predicted model, not a curated record. The coding region runs from base 1 to 603 and encodes 200 amino acids.
AUGUCGGUGAAUGAAGCAGAGGACAACAGCUGGGGUGAGGGUGAAGUCGACGAGGAGGAGGGAUGCGACCGAGUGGCGCGUGACCUGCGGGCUGAGUUCUCGGCCGGGGCGUCGUCGGAACCUAGAAGGGACUCACUACUUCGGCCAGAUGAGGACGCGUCUCCCGUCCUGCCCGAUAAGCGCAAUGGCAUUUUCUCGGCGGAUGCGGGCGGCCGAACCCAGGCUCGGCGUUGGCCGCUCCAGGUCCUCUCAAUUCUCUGUUCGCUGCUGUUUGCCAUCCUCCUCGCCUUCCUUCUUGCCAUCACCUACCUGAUCGUAAAAGAGUUACAUGCUGAAAAUUUGAAGAAUGAAGAUGAUAUACACACUGGACUGUUAGGAUUCUGGACUCUACUUAUAAUAUCCCUAACUGCCGGAUUCUCCUGCUGCAGCUUUUCUUGGACAGUGACUUAUUUUGAUUCUUUUGAACCAGGAAUGUUUCCUCCUACUCCUCUUUCACCUGCCAGGUUCAAGAAACUGACUGGACAUUCUUUCCACAUGGGCUAUAGUAUGGCAAUUUUGAAUGGCAUUGUAGCUGCUCUUACUGUAGCUUGGUGCCUCAUGUAAACCCACACUGAAGCAAUAUUCUUGACAAAACUUAGUCAUGAUUGCUUUGUAAUAGCAGGGAAGAACAUCAUUGCCUACUCAGAAGACCAAGAAGCCUGCUGCUCAUUAUGUGGUUCAUAUAUGUGUCAUAUCAUCAUCAUUAUGGAGGACUUUUAAAGCAUCGUUUUGGAGCCUAGGCAUUGGGAAUAUCUAAGUAUUAAGUUUUAAGUAGUUCUUAAAAGUGUAAGAUGUUUACCUCAUCUUUUUACUUUUGUGUGUGUUGUCCUUAUAAGUUGUAGAAAACAUUUUAAUGGAAAUCAAACUAGAAAACUUGGGUGCAGAACAAACAUCCUGUAUCAAUGCCUGCCUUUCCAUGUAUAUGUAUAUACAACUUUUUUGCUAAGAAAUACUGAUAGUACUGUUUGAGAUAGAAAUAUUUCUUAUUUAUUCAUUAUAUUAGGAAAGCAAACAAUGCCUACUACUUUGACAUUUUAUAGAAGCUACUUUUGAAUCAGAAUAUUUAGUUUUUGAUAUAUAAUCAAUAGAAGGUGCAUUUAUAUUUUUUAAUGGGCUAUGGUUCUUUUGGUGUUUUUUUACGUAUUUUCCUACUGUAUAUUGAAUUUGUAUGUUUUUAAAUUGUUACAUCUAGGCAAAUGUAAAUGUUAUUUUUUAACUGGUACAAACCCUAAUACCUACCAUUUUUAAUAAGUAUUGUCUUUUAUGAAAUGCACAUUGGCCUGAGUCUAAAGCUAAGUAAACUUAUU